GACCCCGUCAUGGAUGGGGGCAAGGGGCCCAGGAUCAGAGACUUCCUGAGUGGGAGCCUGGCCAGCUGGGCGCUGGGACUGGCGGGGCUGGUUGGGGAGGCGGAGGAGCCGGAGGGGGAAGAGGAGGAGGAAGGAGAGGGGCCUCUCUGUCCGGAGAAGAGGUUCUUACAUCUCAGCGACGGGGCCCUGCUCCUCCGGGUGCUGGGUGUCAUUGCUCCCAGUUCCCGAGGCGGCCCUCGAAUGAUCAGGGGCCACGACGGGCCCGCAGCCUGGCGGGUGUGGAACCUGAACCACCUGUGGGGCCGCCUGAGGGACUUCUACCAGGAGGAGCUGCAGCUGCUGAUCCUGUCUCCACCCCCAGACCUCCAGGCGCUGGGCUUUGACCCCUUCUCAGAGGAGGCGGUGGAGGAGCUGGAAGGCAUCCUUAGGCUGUUGCUGGGGGCGUCAGUGCAGUGUGAGCACCGGGAACUGUUCAUCCGGCACAUCCGGGGCCUCAGCCUCGAGGUCCAGAGUGAGCUGGCUGCUGCCAUCCAGGAGGUGACCCAGCCCGGGGCCGGCUUGGUGCUGGCGCUGGCUGGGCCUGAGCCCGGGGAGCUGGCGCCUCCGGAGCUGGAGAUGCUGUCCCGGAGCCUGGUGGGGACACUGUUGAGGCUGGCUCGGGAGCGGGACUUGGGGGCCCAGCGGCUGGCUGAAUUGCUGCUGGAGCGGCAGCCUGCGGCCCCCUUGUUGCCUGAGGCUCCUGCCAGGACUCCCCCGGAGGGCGCCUCACACCACCUGGCCCUGCAGCUGGCCAACACCAAGGCCCAACUGCGGCGCGUCCGGCAGGAGCUGGAGGAGAAAGCCGAGCUGCUGCUAGAUUCCCAGGUGGAGGUGCAGGGCUUGGAGGCCGAAGUUCGAAGGCUCCGCCAGGAGGCCCAGGCGCUGUCGGGACAGGCCAAGCGGGCCGAGCUGUACCGCGAGGAGGCGGAGGCGCUGCGGGAGCGGGCCGGCCGCCUGCCCCGCCUGCAGGAGGAACUGCGACGCUGCCGGGAGCGGCUGCAGGCAGCAGAGGCCUGCAAGGGCCGGCUGGAGGAGGAGCGGGUGCUCUCCGGGGCUCUGGAAGCCUCGAAGGCGCUGCUGGAGGAGCAGCUGGAGGCCGCUCAGGAGCGCUGUGCCCGGCUGCACGAGACCCAGCGGGAGAACCUGCUGCUGCGGACCCGGCUGGGCGAGGCCCAUGCGGAGCUGGACUCUCUGCGGCUUCAGGUGGACCAGCUGGCAGAGGAGAACGUGGAGUGGGAGUUGGAGGUUCAGCGGAGCCUGGAGCCAGCCCCGGGCUCUCCUGGGGAGGCGCCUCUGCCAGGAGCGGCUCCCUCUCUGCAUGACGAAGUGAGGGAGGCAGAGGCCGGGCGGCUGCGGACCCUGGAGCGGGAGAAUCAGGAGCUCCGAGGCCUGCUCCGGAUGCUGCAGGGGCAGCCAGGUGGCCAGCCCCCCCUGCUGGAGGAGCCGAGCGAGGACUCCGUGAUUCCAGAGCCAGACUCAGCUCCCCAGACUCGGCUGGCCUCAGACCGUGGCCCCCAGGGCUUGGCCGGUCAGGCAGGGGAUGAAGGCCCCCAGGCUUUGGACCCGGCUCCCCUGGCGUCAGAUUCAGCCCUCGAGGGGUUAGCUGAGUGUCCUCAGGCAUCUGCUUUGGACCCAAAGGUGGUGGAGAGGCCCCUCCAGGCGGCCGUCAUGGUGCCUGUAGACACGAUGGCCCAGGAGUCAGGCCCCGCUGUAGAGGCACAGGAGUCCCUGAAGAAGGCUGGCCUUGGAGCCCCUCUCCAGACCCCCGCCUCUGUGGCCCCACCUCAGGGUCCAGAGAUCAAAAUUCAGGCCCAGCUGUCGCUGGGAGGAGAGACUGGAGAGUCGGUGCCCGAGGCCUUGGGGCUGAGACAGGAGGACCCUGAGAGCGAACCCGGACUCUCGGAGCCGCGCCUCCGCGGGCAGUUGGAGGAGCAGGAGACCCUAGGCCAGAGGCUGGACCUACCCAAGGGGCAAGCAGAGGCCAGAGAGCACGAACAGAAGUUGGAGAGGAUGGUCGGGGACCCAGCCCAACAAAAACCACAGCAGGAGCUGGCAGGGGCUCCUGGGGCCCAGACCUGGGAGGGGAGGAUCCCGGGGGAGAUCCUGGCCAGUGGUGUCCCAGAGCAGGAGGCCCUCAAGGAGGAGAUGGCACGGCUGAGGAGAGAGGCUGAGGCUCUUCGAGCUGAGCUGGAGGCCCAGGCCUGGAGGCUGGAGGCCCGAGGCACGGAGGCGGCCCGCCUCUCCGAGGAGCUGGCUCAGGCACGGAGGGCAGAGGCCGAGGCCCACCGGGAGGUGGAGGCCCAGGCCCGGGAGCUGGCCCGGCUGCGGGAGGCGGUGGAGGCCGCUGGCCGGGAGCUGGAGGCCGCGUCGCGGGAGCGGGAGGCGCUGGCGGAGGUGCUGGCAGCGACGGGCCGCGAACGGAGGCAGUGGGAGCGGGAGGCGCCCAGGCUGCGGGCCCGGGCCGAGGCGGCCGAGGAGCUGUUGCAGGUGCUGCAGAGCGAGAGCCGGCGGCACCUGGAGGAGGCCGAGAGGGAGCGCCGGGAGAGGCAGGCCCUCCAGGAG
Physeter macrocephalus (sperm whale) is the source of this 2601-nucleotide messenger RNA. Its product is annotated as coiled-coil domain-containing protein 88B. Gene Ontology annotation, cellular component: centrosome; cytoplasm. Gene Ontology annotation, biological process: cytoplasmic microtubule organization; cytoskeleton-dependent intracellular transport. The transcript has 14 exons. Gene Ontology annotation, molecular function: microtubule binding; dynein light intermediate chain binding. The annotation marks the transcript as partial. The record is from RefSeq and is a predicted model, not a curated record. NCBI's taxonomy places the organism in Eukaryota, Metazoa, Chordata, Mammalia, Artiodactyla, Physeteridae.